Molecule: messenger RNA, 2493 nt
Organism: Eriocheir sinensis (Chinese mitten crab)
Lineage: Eukaryota; Metazoa; Arthropoda; Malacostraca; Decapoda; Varunidae
Exons: 2
Coding region: 1408-2493 (361 amino acids)
Source: RefSeq, a predicted model, not a curated record
CAGCAACCUUCCUUGUGUUGCCAUCUCUGUUGCCUUGUAUCACUUAACGGGCCGUCUGCUUUUCUCUCAGUCAGCAUCAAGACAGUAGGGGUGAGGGGGGCACAGACCAGCACAUCCUGCCUUUGACAAAGUGUGCAGCAGCAGCAACCUUCCUUGUGUUGCCAUCUCUGUCGCCUUGUAUCACUUAACAGGCCGUCUGCUUUUCUCUCAGUCAGCAUCAUGACAGUAGGGGUGAGGGAGGCACAGAACAGCACAUCCUGCCUUCGACAAAGAGUGCAGCAGCAGCAACCUUCCUUGUGUUGCCAUCUCUGUUGCCUUGUAUCACUUAACAGGCCGUCUGCUUUUCUCUCAGUCAGCAUCAAGACAGUAGGGGUGAGGGAGGCACAGACCAGCACAUCCUGCCUUCGACAAAGUGUGCAGCAGCAGCAACUUUCCUUGUGUUGCCAUCUCUGUCUUGUAUCAUUUAACGGGCCGUCUGCUUCUCUUGGUUAGCACCGAGGUAGCAGGGACGAGGGAGGCACAGACCAGCACACCCUGCCAACAACAAGGUCAGGAAGAGCCGAGUUGAGACUGUUGCUGCUGGAUGCUAGUAUCGCCUGGGCACCGCCACAUCUGACAGUGUUGAUGUUCCUCCCAUUAAAUAUUCAUCUUUUCAGUUUUUUUUUUAUAUUAAAUAAGAACUUUCCUAGACAAAUUCAGUCAUCCUUGCAUGGUUGUAGGUAUUCAGAGCAGUUUGUUCCUUCACUGUUUGUUGGGGACACAGCUCAAGGGAGGGGGACGGAGCAUCAUUGUCAAGCACCCCAGUGCGGGCCAGGGCUAACCAGCCUCACCAACAGCUGCCCAGGGGAGGUGCAAACUGUCACCCCUCCGAUCAGCAGCCUGGGCCCCUGACCACCAGACCACUGCAGCCCCUCCACAAUGGCCGACCUUCCAAAACACAAGACGUUUUGAAGCUCAUCUUAACACUUCUGAGGCAGGGCAGUGCAAUGGUCACAGAGGUGUUGGGAGCACUUGCAUCUGUGGUACUCUUGGGUGAAGCACACCACUGUGAGGCAUUGAUUCUUCUGCAACAGCAAUUGUUUAAAAGUACACAUCUCAGCUAUUUUAGUGUUAUUUGAUAUUCUCCUGCCCCUCACCUCGCAGAGGACUAAGCAAUUCACUAGUUGUGAGACUCAACCAGGCUCUAGGCCCAAGUGCAGCUGCCAGAGCUAUGGAGAGUCACCCAUUAGUAUUUCCCUUCCACUUCUUACUGUGGCUCCUCUCCUUUUAUCACUUCACAGGCAUACCUUUCUUCUUUAUCUUACAUGAACACUUUUACCUCUCCUUCAGUUGCCUUUCCCUCAGCUGCUGCUAACAACCUGGUCAAUAUAACUACUGUAGGGAAACACUUCAGAAGUGGAUCUUCACAUGCCUGGCAAUGUCACUCUUUGUCAUAAAGAGCUUUCCACAAACAUCACACUUGAACUCUCUAAGGCCAUAGUGCCUGAAGACGUGUUCAUUGAGCUUCUGCUUCACGCUGAAUCUCUUCCCGCACUCUUCACACUCAUGAUCUUUUACACCGGUGUGUGUAAGGGUGUGCCUAUCAAGGUGACUCUCCCGGAUGAAUUUUUUCCCACAUUCCUUACAUUCAUAGUUCUUUACACCAGUGUGUGUAAGGGUGUGUCUGUCAAGGUGACUCUCCCGGAUGAAUUUUUUCCCACAUUCCUUACAUUCAUAGUUCUUUACACCAGUGUGUGUAAGGGUGUGUCUGUCAAGGUGACUCUCCCGGAUGAAUUUUUUCCCACAUUCCUUACAUUCAUAGUUCUUUACACCAGUGUGUGUAAGGGUGUGUCUGUCAAGGGUACUCUUCAGUUUGAAUUUUUUUCCACAUUCCUUACAUUCAUAGUUCUUUACACCAGUGUGUGUAAGGGUGUGUCUGUCAAGGGUACUCUUCAGUUUGAAUUUUUUUCCACAUUCCUUACAUUCAUAGUUCUUUACACCAGUGUGUGUAAGGGUGUGUCUGUCAAGGUGACUCUCCCGGCUGAAUUUUUUCCCACAUUCCUUACAUUCAUAGUUCUUUACACCAGUGUGUGUAAGGGUGUGUCUGUCAAGGUGACUCUCCCGGCUGAAUUUUUUCCCACAUUCCUUACAUUCAUAGUUCUUUACACCAGUGUGUGUAAGGGUGUGCCUAUCAAGGUGACUCUCCCGGAUGAAUUUUUUUCCACAUUCCUUACAUUCAUAGUUCUUUACACCAGUGUGUGUAAGGAUGUGUCUGUCAAGGUGACUCUCCCGGCUGAAUUUUUUCCCACAUUCCUUACAUUCAUAGUUCUUUACACCAGUGUGUGUAAGGGUGUGCCUAUCAAGGUGACUCUCCCGGAUGAAUUUUUUCCCACAUUCCUUACAUUCAUAGUUCUUUACACCAGUGUGUGUAAGGGUGUGUCUGUCAAGGUGACUCUCCCGGAUGAAUUUUUUCCCACAUUCCUUACAUUCAUAGUUCUUUACACCAGUGUGUGA